AAUGACACUUUAUUUAGUUCCGUUUCAACACGAUAGGCAAACUUAAAACAAUCUUUACUAUUCGAUAUAAGAAUAAAGACGACGCUGGUUUCCUCUUUCUUUCUACAUUUUUUUACAAUAACAUUUAUUUAAGUAAUAUUGAUAUUUAAAACAUCAAUAUUAAAUUAAAAAAAAAAAACUACAAAGAACCCCAAAACAGCGAAUCUCAACAAACAAAAUACAAAUCCGAUAAAAAAAUUUGAGAUAUUUAAAACCGCUCCUUGGAUAAAAACUAAUUCGUAAAUUUUAGAACAGAAGGAUACAUAUAAAUAUCGUUUUUUUGAGAACGAAGGUGAAAUGGAAGAAUGUGAGAAUAUCACUACGUCAUGCUGUAAUCCAAAAUCAUCUACUAAUGCACCUAACUUCAAUGUUGCUGUUGGUGUUUUGACUACAUUGCUAUGUUUUGCAAUAAUUGCAAUUGUUGUAUUGGUAAUAUAUAUUAAAAGAAAAUUCACGAAAGUAAAGUUACAGGAAACUAAAGAGUCACCUGUGUCUCACAAUCGGAGAAACCAGGUGUCUUUACCUGAGCGUCAACCCCGGGUUACAAGUCCUCCACCCAUUACCAAAAGCGAGGAAGUCAAUGAAGAUUAUCCCAAAAAUGAAUAUGAUAUUCUACCGAAAAGACAUAAACCAUCGACGCCGCCAAGUGUGAGGCAGCAUAAACCACCGACGCCACCUAGUGUGAGGCAGCAUAAACCACCGACGCCACCAGGUGUGAGGCAUCAUAAACCACCAACGCCGCCAAAUGUGAGGAAACAAACUCAAGAAAAUGAUGAUGAAUAUCUGGUUAUGGAUUCAAAUGUAAACAAUGGUAAUGGAGAUGUCUAUGAAAACUACGGAAUAACAAGCGAUGAUGUCUAUGGAAAUGUUGAAGAGGACGAUAUUUAUAUAAACAACUGAAACCAAAUUGCUCCAUACCUUUGCACAGGCAAACGUAUGACUCAAUACAUUAAAGUAGCACAUGAACUUUAUAUAAUUGUGCACACAUAUAAAUAUAAAGAUAAAUACACUGAGAUAUUUAACAAUUAAUUUCCUAAAAUCAAGGCUGAGAAUCAUUUCUUAUUGUAGCCGGAUACACAGCACUUGUUGAGAAAUAUGGUGUAGAUACCAAGGGUAUGAGUCAUCAGUUCUGAAUGAAUAAAUAAAUACAUCUGUGAAAUAUAA
Octopus bimaculoides (California two-spot octopus) is the source of this 1203-nucleotide messenger RNA. RefSeq lists its product as uncharacterized. The record is from RefSeq and is a predicted model, not a curated record. NCBI's taxonomy places the organism in Eukaryota, Metazoa, Mollusca, Cephalopoda, Octopoda, Octopodidae.